AUGGCGUACUUACGUAUCUUAACGUUACUAUCACUUACGCUCUUCAAAGGCUGUAAGAGUGGCGAUAUCGAUAAUUUCUUCGAAGUUAUUAAUAAUGACACAGUUAAUUAUAACGCUAAUGGAGCAGAAAUAGCCUGGCAGUCUGCGAUAAAUCCCAACGACCCGACAUUAGUCAAUCGAGCCGCGAAUUACCAAAAGAGUCGCAUCAGUUGGCAGAAUAGAAUGUGCGAUAAGUUGGCAGCACUGUACUUUAGAAAUUUGCUCACGACCACGCAAAAGCGGCAGAGUUACUUAUUGUGUAGAGGGCCCAAAUACACCUAUGAGGAGAUAAGGUAA
Molecule: messenger RNA, 336 nt
Organism: Leptosia nina
Lineage: Eukaryota; Metazoa; Arthropoda; Insecta; Lepidoptera; Pieridae
Source: the annotation of a GenBank genome assembly